This is a messenger RNA of Porites lobata, 14757 nucleotides long. The record is from the annotation of a GenBank genome assembly. Lineage: Eukaryota; Metazoa; Cnidaria; Anthozoa; Scleractinia; Poritidae.
CACAGCGGUUAUUCCAAUAAUUCAAUAUGGCGGAAAGCGGGUGCACUAAGUUGUUAGUGAGGCACUUGCCUUCUCAGCUGAAUGUGAGCGACAAAACUGACUUACUGAAACAUUUUGGAGCUAAGGAAGUAAUAUGCAUGGAAAGAAGAGGAAAAAUGGUGAGUAUCUGGCUUUUAAUCCGUCAAGGAUCUGUCUCAGUGUCAAUUGAAUUUUCACUAAUUUGCACUAGUUUUGUCAGCUCAUUAAACCUGUACGUUCCUGAUGUUUCUUGAAAAAAGUCAAUGAAUUGGCGUGAUUCUGUUUUGUUAUAUUUCACAAGAUCUGCUUGCGAGUGGUUUAACUUAGUCAAUAGAAACAUUUUCACACAACAGAAGAGCAAGCGUCCUCAACGGAUGGCCCUUGUGUUUAGGUUUCUAGUCAAGAACUCCAAAAUUUGUACACUAGCUGUUUUUUCUGAAGUAACAAAACAUAUUCUUUGGUUGAAAUUAAUUAAUUCUUCUUCGUGGAGGUCUUAUGUGAUAUUUGAAUGAAAAUAUUGCUGGUUUUCACUUGACAUCAAAAUAUUCAAACCACACAAUGAUAUUGUCAGUUCUUCGGAGUUUUUACAUUUAUAAGGUAUUGCUCUACAGCAUGUGCGGCGUAACAAUUUUAUUUUCCAGUUUUUGUCUUGAAAGGGUUUUUGUUCCAUGACAGGCAUAUGCUUGCAUUUCUAAGUGUUUGCAUGACUUGGCAGGAAGUACUAACUUGGGGGUCAUUGAAAGUAGGUCAAAGCUCUUACAAGGAGGAAUUAAAAUUGAAUGUAAAAGCCAUGAAUAGUUAACACCCAUCUUAAAGACGUGAUUGUAGAUAAAGUAUGUGGUGAAAUUCAGCACAAUUUGUAGCCUGAAUAUUCAUAGAUUCUGCUGCAAUUGUGUGGGGGUCACAUUCACAAUUAAUAUUUUGUAGAAUUUAUGGGGAGUUAUUUCUAAAAAGCCAGGAUGAAUUAGCGGGUCGGUUUGAAAAUCUUCUUGGUGUCCCUGUGGGGGAUACCAACGUGGUGUCUCCAUACAAAGUAUAACUAUUAUUUGUGUAAAACAUUUUUCCGAGUAUCUCUCAUGUGAAAAUUCACAUAGACCUGAAUCUUGGAGAGGUUGUUUUCAUAUUUAUCUUCUUUCAUUUAUUAAACUAUUAAGAUUUUUUUUUGAUGGCAUGACAUUGAAAACCAGCAAUACAAAUUAAAUGUAUAAUGGAAUUUGUAAUAACUGUUAGUUAGUAAAACUUCACUUGAUUUUCAGAGAGAUGCUGCUUUUGCAGAAUUUUCUACUCAAGCUGAAGCGGCUGGGGUAGGCUGUUGAAUUGUAUUUGUGUGUAAAGUGUGUCUAAUUCACACUGAAUACUACCAUAUACCUUUUGUCUUAUUCUGUAAGAUUUCCAGUUAUUUUUACAUGACAUUUUAUCCUCUGCCAAUUAAGAUUUACCCUGCUAGCAGAGGUUCCUUUCUGGCAUUGUUUUUAGCCUGUACCAAGUCAUCGCUAGGUUGGCUUGUUUUAAUCACUGACAGAAACUCUGGGAUGUAGACAAGCCAGCCUACACAAAUGUCAGCAAAGUGAACAACUCCAUACAUGUUUGAAUGCUGGAAAGAAACCUCUACUCAGCUGGGUACUUAAUUUAUAUUUGUUUUGUCAGUGGCCAGUUACAAGGAGCCUUUUAAACACUACAUGUACUGUAUGGUGUAUAAUGUUUGGUUAUGUGAAUAAUAAUAAUGUCUUACUUACUUCAUAGGCUCUUUCUCAGUUACACCAGAUAGAAAUCCUUGGUAGUAGAUUAACUGUUGAGUAUGCCAAACCAUAUCAUGAACAUCUUGCUGCUCGACAGUGCAGUAGGUAAGCAGCCAUAGUUGAACCUCCUGUAAGCAACCACCCAAUAAUUAAAUUUAAAGGUUUAAUGGCCACUUACAAGAAUUAAAGAGGAUCUUUUCAGAGUGGAAAGAAAUAAAAAAAAGGAAAAGAAUAACAUUUAUUGCAUUCAAUUUCUAAGUCACCAUAUGAGUAGUUCCUUUUUGUCACUAAAAGGUCUUUGUGUACUCUAGUAUUGUAGCUUCACACAUACAGUGAACCAUAUGUUGAGUGGUCAUCUACAAGAGUUUAAAAACAAUGGAAAAUCAUAAAAAUGGUCGUCCCCACCCCCAUCCUGAAAAAAAAAAGGGAAAAAAUGAUAGCUAGUCGUUAUUAAGGGUUUCCAAUCAUAAGGACUUGACUAAGAAAGUUUGAUGAAGAAAAUGGCUGCUUAUAGAAGGUGGUCAUGUAUAAGAGGUGGUGGCACAUGGAAUUCAGUUGUGUUAGUCUUGACUGCAUUCAAAAGCACAGGCAUCCCAAGCACAAAUUAUGAGGGUCUAAUGUGAUUUACAUUCUGUGAUGCAAGUGCGUCGACUCUUUGGCUUUGUUGGGUUACCCCUGUAACUCAUAAGACAGAGUUAAGCUUGACUUCAUCUUGUUUAGGUUAUUGAACAGAAGGUAAAAUAUAAUGAUAUUUGUUGUUCACAGACCUUAGUAUUUUACUUCUCAUACAAUGUCUCAAUGAUCGCCUGAAACACAAUACCGACUCGCUCUCUUCCACCCUUGUAACAUGAGCUUGGGAUGCCUGUGCCAAAAGAUACUCUCUCAUAUGACAUCAUUUUUUCGUAAUCUUUUGCUUUUUAUUAUCAAAUGAGUAGUUGGAGUUACCCCACUUGAGGUUUACUUGUUUACUAGAUGCAGUUUUUCAAUGCUUUGCAAAAAAAACAAAACACAAUUUUUCAAAAUUCCUUCAUGAACAUGGCCAAGAAUGAAAUUUUGUUUAUGACUGAUGAAAUGUACCAGUAUUCGAAAGUUGCAACUGGAUUUUGAACUAAGAAUUUAGGAUCAACAGUGAGUUGCAUUAUUAAUGAUUUGGUCUUUUUUGGUAGAGUCUCCCCUCAAACAGAACUUGCUGAAAAUGGUAGGGAUGAAAAAGAAACUAGAAAACAAGAAUCAGAGCAAGGCAGUAAAGAAAAAGCGAAAUCUAACCCGCAAGGAAUGGCACCAGGCUUGGGGUAAGAGGAAAAUAGAAGUGAUAUUUUGAAGUAUAAUGUUUGAGAGUUAUUUUGUAUAUAAGGUGUUUAUUUUUAUCAUGAUUCUAGAACUAAGGUAUAUUAACCUUAGUGAUAAAGAAAAAGAACAAAAAUUUCAGACUGAAUUUUCCUUGGCUUCAAACCUUCCUGGAUUCAUACUCAGCAGGAGGAGGGAAGUCAAGGGAGGGAGGGGUUGGGUUAUAUUAAUGCCACUGUCACUAUAAUCCCCCCCCAAAAAAAAAAAAAAAAUAAAAUAAAAUAAAAUAAAAUCGACCACGGAAAAAAUUCCAACAUUUACGUGGAGAACUACACACAUUGUAUACCCAAAAUUGUUUAGCUAAUUAUUACCCUCUAAGAAGAAAAAAAAAAGAAAACCUGUACAUGGUAUACCUUAAACCCUGGAUAGCCUAGGCUUGAUUUCCAGCCGCUGUUCGGGAAAUGAGCCCGUGCUCCCUUCCUCUUUUCUCGGGGAGACCAAGAGAGCAGUGGAAAUCGAGCCUAUGGAUGGCCCUGUUGAUUAUUUUUAGUUUGUUCAGAGAAUUUUGUCUUUUUAUCUGGUUUUUGCUCCCUUAUGAGGAAAGAUGAUCUACCGCUGAACACUGAAGGGCUUCAUCAAUGCUAAUUUAUUAUUAUUUAAUAUCGUAAGGUUUAGCGAGGCUUAUUUAGCGAGUGCUUGGUGCCACAAACGUUCUUCAUUGUGUUCUUUGUAAAAGCGAGAUGAUGUUAAUUAUUUUGUCUUUAAAAUGAUAUGUCAUUAAGGAGCAGAGACAAUGAUUUCACAGCCAGCCCUUCCUCAUGUUGUAGAUUUCAGUACAGUUAAUUAAAGUUUUUAUUAAUUUUCAGAAUAAAUUAUGCUCCGAAUCCCAGCCUUCAUUAUGUCUACCCUCCUGUAAAUGCCACAAUUCUCACCAACAUUGCUCACACUUUGGCUUGUGUACCAAGAUUUUACAUUCAGGUGAAUAAGUAACAAUAUAUUUUUUUUUUAUCCUCUGUGAAGCAACUUGGAUAUGCAUUAUGUUUACGUUUUACAUUUAAUGAAGUGCUAAGUACUCUUCAUUUAUUAAACAGUACUAAACACUGUUAUAAUGCUGCUGAUGUCCGCACAGGUUUUGGAAAGGCUGCAACUAAAGUUGGUCAUUAGAGUUAUCACUGACCAUAUCAUUUUAACAUUUAAUGAAUGAAAAUCUGCCAUGAGCAGUUAAACAGAUCAGGACUUCCUUCCAAUGUUACGUACUUUUAAUGAUGUGAAAUAAUUAUUUGCAGUCAGGUGCCAAAAUGUCACUUAUGGUACUUAACAUGUAUACAUUACUUGAAAAAAUGCAUUAAAGUUUGCAAGUUUCAUUUAAUAUUGAAGUGGCACCUAGAAGGCCCUAAGUGACUUCAGCUAUGAUUUCAGAUUCUCCUUCACUUAAGAUAGACUAAACAAAUAUUUUUAUCAAGAGGUAAUAGUGAUGAUAUUACCUGGGGGGGACUCCCAUAUGAAACAGACGGAGAUGCUCAUCGGAAAUUUUGAAUUUAACCCCUAAAGGAGACCAUCUGGGCGUGGCUCAAGCUUUUUGUGACCUCUAAAGGAGACCAAUCUGGGCGUGGCUUAAGCAAAUUUUGACUCCUAAAAGAGACGGCUUAAAAACACACAAAUACGACAUGCAAUGAGUUUUAAUGAUAUAAAGACAUAAUCAUCGAAUGCUUUUAUCUAAUAGUAGUGUUUAAAAGCAUUGUCAUAAAUCUCAAGUUCUUUGCGGAACCCUAAACGAGACCUUGGCGGCUUAAAAUAUUGGUGCUUUGCCCGGAACACCCUAAGCGAGACCAAAAUCCAAACUUUACACCCCUAAGCGAGGGCACGAGCAUCCCGUCUGUUUCAUAUGGGAUUCCCCGGGUGAUAUUAUUUGCAGUCAGGUGCCAAAGUGUCACUUAUGGUACUUAACAUGUAUGCAUUACUUGAAAAAAUGCAUUAAAGUUUGCAAGUUUUAUUUAAUAUUGAAGUGGCACCUAGAAGGCCCUAAGUGACUUCAGCUAUGAUUUCAGAUUCUCCUUCACUUAAGAUAGACUAAACAAAUAUUUUUAUCGAGAGGUAAUAGUGAUAUUAUAGCAACAACAAAUUAGCAAUAUUGUUCCACUUCUUUGUAGGUUUUGCAUUUGAUGAAUAAAAUGAAUCUUCCAGCUCCAUUUGGUCAAGUUACCCCUACCCCACCAGUGGUAAGUCAGCCUAUGAAAAAGUCCAUGGGGACUAUUGAGAGGUUAAAAUUUACUCGUGUUGUGGAGGGGGACUUUGGGGUAUUGCAGUAUUGAGCUUUUUUUCAAGUGGUAUUUUGGUAAUUUUAAUUUUAAUUUGCAGUAUUGUAGUAUCCUUUUGGCUGAUGGUAUUUGGUAAAAGAAGACCUGUCAUGGUACUGCGGUACUGUUUAUUUGUGCUCUGAUCUCCUGUCUAAAGACAAUAUGCAACUCAAAACACAGUAAUUUUUAAAGCUUUGUAAAAACAGUCUGUUGUAAUUCAGUUGACGUAAUGGUAAAUGCACAAUUUCUGAUAGUUAAUUUUCAGUGAAAUUGUCAUACAUCCAAUGACCAGGUUUUUCUAUCGUUUUUCUGUCGUUGGAGGUCUUCUCAUGUUUUCUUGCAAUGGUUGAGCAGCUGGCCGAGGUUGAUUUCUAGUAUAUUUAUGCCCACCUACCCCUCCCCUAAGCCAACAUUAACAAUUAAUUCUCACUUAGGGCAAAAUGUUGGCUUAGGGGAGGGGUAGGUGGGCACUUUCCCAGAAACGUAUAAUGGUCCCAUGUAUGCUUGAGAUGAACAAAAUAUGAGAGAUGGAUACAACUUUAAGUAAGUGUGACUGAUCAUAAAUGCCAUAUCAGUAUUUCGUCAAUUUUUGACGUGGUUUUCAGUAUUAGCCAAUUUUUCUUGUAGUAUUGUGGUAUUGGGUAACCCCUCCCCUCCCCCCCCCCAUGUCCCCCUUGUUUUGGUGCAUGCAUCACAGGAAGCAGGGAAGGGGGGAGACGGCUGACUACAGACAGGAUAUGCUACAUGUAAGCCCUCUGUUUAAAGGACCAGAUGGAGUACAGCUCUCUGACAGUGAGUAAUCUGGUACACUCGGCCGAUUUCAAAUUACAAACCUCGAUUACUCCUGAAUUGUACAUUUACCAAUGAAUUGUAAAAGGGGGUCAAAGAAUGCCAAUUUAUUCAAUAAAUCUUGACCUCAAAAACUGUAAUUUGUCCUUGAAAGGUCGUUCCAUUUUGUUUCUCUGAAGUUGUAUGAACCAUGUAUGUCACUGUUUCAAGGCCAUGUCACUUUUCAGAAUUUUACCACUACAUGGACUUUUUCAUGAGACUUCAGCAAGUGUACUGUUUUCUUUAGUUCCACGCUUUCUAAAUUGAUAGUGUUUGAUGACUGUUGAAGUCUGAAAAGCUCAGCCUGGAAAACCUGCUCGCUCAUUAUUUUGUUAUUUGCUACUUGACAUUGAUACUCAUAGCUUUAUUUUCACUGGCUGUUUAACUGUCUGAUGUGACCUGUCUAAUUACAAGCUCCUGCUAAUCAUACAGGUCAAACUGGAUAGUUUUGGUAUUGCAGUAGCAUAAUUAAGCAAUAAAUAUGGGCUGUCAGGAACCAGAUCAAUCCGUUAAUCAGAUUCAAGCUUUUUUUCAUAAUGACACAAUUACCUGAUCUAUUUAAUCCUUCUCAUAUCUUCAAGUUAGGUGAGACAAUGGAGGAAACACAGAUUACAGCUCCAUCUUCAGAUGAUGACAGGUUUAUGUCAAGUGAUGAGUCAGAAAUUGAAAGCGAUGAAGAGGAAAGAGAAAAGAGGUAAACAGUGUUUGUUACACCACAAAACUCCUACCCUCCAUUGGGGGUGGGGGUGGGGGUGUGGGUGGAGGGGGAGAAGUCCCAUAUGGAAGGCAAUACCCAUGGAAAUGUUCAUUGAAACAUUACAGUUAAACCCCUAAAAUAGACCAUUCUGGGUAUGGCUCAAGCUUUAUUUGACCCCGUAAAGAGACUACUAAAACAGGCAAUAAAUUCUCAGUACCAAUGUAGUUAUUUAAAUUGUCCAAAUUAAAAGCUUUUGAAAUUGAGUGCUGUCACAUUUUCUCAGUAUUUGGUGUUCUUCUUGUACGUUGGAACCUUGGUAUAAUGAACCCCAGUAAUAGUAAACAGGGGCGGAUCCAGGAUUUUUUUUAGGAGGGGGUGCACUCGUCUCUUGCUGUACUUCAACACCAAUAAACCACAUAGUUUUUUUCUUUUUCCAGAAUACCAGUUGUAUUAGUUGUAUUAGAAAACCACAGGUCAUCUCAGGGGAGGGUGCGCACCCCCUGCACCCUCCCCCUAGAUCCGCCCCUGGUAAAAUAUGUGAGAAAGAACCUCAAUAUAAUGAAACCUCAAUUAGUGAACAAAGUUCGUGAGUCCUUUGGUUCUUUGUUACAUCGUGGUUCCACUGUGCUUUAUUUCUCUACACAUUACCUCAAACAAUAACUCUUAGCAUAUAAUGGACAUCCUCCUCUCUGUCAUAUGGUGGUUUCCUCAGUCUCCGACUUUUAUGUUCUUGUUUCUGAAAAAGUAAAAAACCUUGUAAUUUUCUCAGAGCUAAGGAAAGAGCCGAGCAUGCUCAGAGGAUGGCUGUCGCGAAGCCUGUCACCAGCUCCAAAAAGCGACACAAGGUGGCACUUCACCCAUCCCAGCCACCAACCAAGAAAAACAGAUCAGUGCCUUCAUCAAAACAUGUUCCUGUAGAAAAAGCCUUUGAACAGCCUUCUGGUCAGCCAAAGAAGAUAGAGUUCAAACUUACUGAGGCGAUUUCAAGCAUAUUUGAUGCUGGAGCAUCUAAUGAAAUGGAAGGUUAGAAUCUCUUUUAAUACAUGUUGGCACUGUUGGUGUGCAUAAGUGGUAUCUAUCUACAUAAGUGAUUCUUGCUAAGUAAAGUAAGUGUGACGUUAAAGCAAUCAAUAAUCAAUCAAUCAAUCAAUAUUGAUUCUCUAUUAAAAUUAUAUUAAAGAAAAAUGUUAUUUGCAUUACAAAUUUAAGAAGGGAGAACUGGGAAAAUUAAUUGAUUAGAUGGAGCUCAGAAGAUACAACUGAGUUAGCCACCAAUUCUCUUUUAAGUUCAUUUGAAUAAUAAUAAUAAUAAUAAUAAUAAUAAUAAUAAUAAUAAUAAUAAUAAUACAGAUUUUAGUUUUUCUUUAGUAUAUUUUUUAUUGAAUCUCUUUAUCAUCAGUUCCCAAUCCUCCAGAGACGACCGAAGGGUUUGGGAGAUUUGCGCCCACAGUGGAUACUGAUGACAACAAAGAGGAUGAGGAAGAGGAAGAAGAACUAAUCUCUGAGGAAAGCAAUGAAUUUAUAUCAUCUUCCGAAUUACGCAGGAACAGGAUCAGCAGCAAAGGUUCAUUUACUUUGAAUUGUUAUUGUAUUAACCUGAGAUCAGGCCCAAUUGUAGCGGUUGUCAUACGUUCUCUCUUUUCGUUUCGCCUUGCCCGCCAGAAUGUUAUUACCAGGCGAAACGAAAAUGGAGCCCAAUCUCAGGUUAUUAUCGUAUUUUCUCUAACAAGGGAAACUUCAUCUCUCUUUGUUCACCCGCAAACUUUCCUCGACGUGAACGAAAUUUUUGUGCAAUUUCACUGCUUGAGUUCUUAUCGAAACGACCUGUUUCCCUGCUCCCAUAUCCUCUCCAGCCAUGAAAGGUUGUGUUUUGUUGUCUCCCUUGGUAUUUUUGGGAGCAAAAAUGGCGUCAGUAUAUUCUCUUGGCUUUCCAUAAAUACCGUAGUUGCAAAAAAAAAAAAAAAAAAAAAUUGGACGUUUCACAUGGUUUGUACAAUGUUGACAAGGUCUUCAAUUUUAGCAGUCGUCUUGAACUUGAAUUUGGUUUAGGUCAUUGAAAAGUACUUCAUUUCUUUAUUAGGUCUUGAAAAGUCCUUGAAAUUCGCAACCUUGUCUACGCUACACACCAUUUUCUGUAAAAUUAGAUUAUUUUGCCAAGGAAAAUUUGACUCAUUCUCGGUGUGAGAACCUGUAAAAUUCAUGGGUAACCAGCGUGCAAAGAAAGUGGUGUCUGAUAGCCUGGGGCUAGUGGAUUCUGUUAUCGGGCCAGUGAAUUCUGUUCUUAACUUGCCUGAUCGGCAAAUGGUUUUUUGGGGGGAAUUCAAAUUACAGAAGAACUGUAAUCAAUCCUGCUCAUCAUUUUUUUUUUCAGGCUAGUUGAAAUGACGUUCGGGCUAGUACAUGCUAGGUACUUGAAAACUGUGAUUUGUCCUUGAAAAAUCCUUGAAAAGUCCUUGAAAUUUGUUUGCCUGAAGUUGUACGAACCUCAGUUUCAUUUUGUACCUUUGAUUUUCGGACACCUCUUCUCUUAUUUUGGCCAAAACUUUCGGACGUUUUGCUGAAAUAUACCUGAAGUAAAUUAACGCCUACAAAUCGUGAAUUAUGCUGAAGCAUAAAAAUGAUAGUUUUAGUGUACCUUCAGUGUUUUACAGAUAUACUGAAGAGAAAAUUUAAAAGCGAAAUGCUAUCAAGCUCAUGUUUCAAGCAUUGUCUCAACUAGAGUUCCAGUCUAAAAGGGAUAUUAGAGGCUUUUAGCUCAAAGUUCUCAUCAGUGCAAAAUGGUGAUGAAGAGUAAAACGCCUGAGAAACGCCUUAUCCGAAUUCUACCUAGAUAUUUACAGUCGACUCCCGAUAACUCGAACCUUCAAGGGAAAUGGAAAAAAGUUCGAGUUAUCGGGAGUUCGAAGCUUAUACUAGAAAAAAGGAAACGGGAUGGGGGAGAAAUGCAAAUAUCAUGCUCACUUCACUUCAAGGGCAGCAAGAUAUAUAAUGCUAUUUUGAAAAAGGAAUUAAACAACAAAGCUUGAUUAGUCAAUGCAGAACUAAACAUUGUAUUUAAAUUGGACUGAAACAAAAAGUAAAGUUAGUUUGAAAUAAAUUCAAUGUUUUGAACUGCAGUUCACUACUUUAUUUCGACUUGUCACGUGCGUAAAACAAGGUUUGAGUUAUCCAGGGUAAAAUUGUAUAGAAAUAAUCGGGAGGGAAACAAAAAUUACCUCGAGUUAGCGCGAGGUUCGAUUUAUCGGGAGUCGACUGUAUGUAUGUUGACCUUGAUGUCUGAUGGCGUUGUCCAAGAAAGUGUUUUUUACACGGUACCGUUAAAAUGUCGGAUGAUCAGUUAAUUCGGUCACAGUUUUUGUCCAAAAAUAAUGCUUCAUAGGAAAAUCCUCCGAGAAUGUAAUUCGUAACCAUUUUUUUCUCUUUUUUAACAGAAAUGGCCGAUAUAUCUGCCUUUAAGAAUUACAAACCUGGAGACCCUACGUGCAGACUGUACAUCAAGAACUUAGCAAAACAUGUCGAGGAAAAGGUAAAUGAUGGGUUGCACAGAACAAAUAAUGUUUACAACAGCGCACGUUGUUCUUGCUUAGGAAAACGUCUGUUUUAUUUUGAUUCUUGGUGCGCGCGAUUCGAAAACUGAAGAUUUAGUAAAAUCAUUUCCCCAAAGUUUUGAUGAGAAUUAUCUGUAUAUAUGUUUUUUUUUCUAGUUUAAGGUUUUAGAAAACAUUUCAGGGAAUUUUUGCCGAACAUCAUUGUCACUGGACUAAGCCAAUGGUCACUAAUUUUCGAAAUUUUACAAGUAAAUGACCAACUGAUUAAGGUUGUAGUUUUUCUUCCUUUAAUCCCUCGAGGAGUUAAAUUUAAAAGAAGUGGCCCAAACUGCUGUGCACCAUUUCUUCACGGAAAGACUGAAAUAGCAGCGAAAAAAAAGGGUGACGUAAUUCUCUAUGGCUUUGGCCUUCGGAAGUUCCCUAGCUUUUAUGCUAAUUGAGCUAAAUCUAUUCACCAUAGCAACCUAAGGAAAUCUAAAGCAUUUAAAAAGUAAAACCAAAUUUUGAUUCGUGUAGGAAGACCUAGUAUUUAUUGAACACCGAAAUUCUUAUAUUUUGCCUUGUUAGAACGUGAGAUAACACGUCCUAUUUCAGUCUUUGCUGAUUGAAGAAAUGUUUUAGGGUUCUGGAAAUUUCUGUGUCUGCUGUUGAGAACGAAACGUAAUGAAUAAUCAAUUUACUAAUGAGCCUUUAACUCAAAAAGAUCAAUACCCAGUAAAGUUUACUUUCCUGCAUCACGCAACAGCGUUUUAAAACAGCACCCCUCUAUAGUUCAGUUCUGACCUAGACCAACACCCUUUUCUCUGCUAGAUAUAUCUUCGUGUUACUUUUGGCUAAUUUUGCUAAAUAAGAACCGUAAGGGAGUUACGAAUUUCUCCUUUCGUGACUCAGAGAAUAAAAUGACCCUCUUAAGUUGACGACAUCUUGUUCCAUAUUUGACGUUGGUUUGUUCUCCCUGAAAAAUAUUUACGUGUUUUAAGAAUAGUUAUUUCUACUUUUCAACCAUCAAACUUAGGAACCUUAUGGUCUACCACGACUUUGUUGACUUAAGUCUUCCCUUUUAGGGACUUGUCAGAAAUUAGCAGUGGGGGAGGGAAUUUUAAAUUUGGUUUCGGAAAUGAGGUGACCCAUCCCUGCAAUGGGAGUGAAAUUUGCUAACCCUCCCCUUGACCUUGGCCUAAAAUAUCAUGACCCUCCCCCUCUUGUAUAAAUGAUAAAAUCUUGUUCUUGCAAUACGCUAGGGUGAGUCAGUAUUAUGAAAGCUCAAAAUAUAUUUCUAAUCAGUUCUUUGUAAUGCCAUAUACGUACAUUUCAGAUGACAGCAGUAAGAGUCCGACUCUGAUUCUGACAGCUGAUCACUCGAUUCUCCUAUUUCUCCCAGGUUUUUUUUUUCACAAAAUAAAGAACUUCUUUUUUCUUCUGUGGGUGAACAUCUACAUGAUCACGGACACAUAUUUACAUGACCCUCCCCCUUCUAACGGCCCAUGACCCCUCCCUUUUCUGCAGUCUCAAAAAGUUGUGACCCUCCCUCUGUUUCCACCCCCCCCCCCCUGCUAAUUUCUGACAAGUCCCUUAAGAUCUCCACUAAUUAAGAGUUUGAGUGUGACGGCCUCCUGGUGAAGAAAAGCUAAAAGUUUCUCCAAUAUCAUUAAAGAAAUGAUAUGUCGAGCUAUUCCUCACAGACAGACGCUUCAUCCUCCAACUUCAUCAUCACCAUUAUCAUCGUAAUCACUACCACCUUCAACACCACCAUCAUCAUCAUCGCCGCCGCCACCGCCACCGCCACCUCCACCACUAUCUUUUAUACCUUUCCCUUCAGAUUGCAAGCCGUGUUGCUUCCAUGAUCUGUUUGGGCUGAAACUCUUUUUUCACGGACUAAAUUUUUCGUACGCUCCAAUUCAGUUUGUCUGACUUUGUUACAUGGCUAUUUCUCUUAUUUAGGACCUCAAGUACAUAUUUGGUCGGUAUGUUAAUCACAGUGUUGAGGAAGAGAGAGACAGGUUUGUCAGACUGGAUUUAUAACGGAAUGACUGACUUGAACAAUGUCAAUUCAUCUUUAAUGUUUCAAAAUGGCGGUAAAACUGCUUUUCCUUUUUAUAUACAACUAUUUCGCGAAAGGUUGUCGGAAAAAGUGCAGACGACAAUCCCGAAGGGUUUUGCGAGUGGUUUUGAGUUCACUGUUCUUUAAAGAAAUUUGAGAGGCCAUAGACGUAUGUUUGCAAGUGCUAAAGGAAAGCAGCAAAAGUGGGUUCGACGGCUAUAGUGUAUUGAUCAUAUCCCAUAUUUCCUUUUGGGAUUGUCGCGUGCACAUUUUAUCGGACAACCUUUCUCGAAAUAGCUGUAUGUAGCCCUCGGAGCCUCGAUUGCUUCUGCCGAUUUCAAAGCAAUUUUACCUUGUUACUAUAAUAUAACUGAUUGAAAUGGAACAACAAAUAAUGCCCAUAUGUCAUUCCCACUGAUAAGUCCAUUCAAACGAAUCCUCUUUCGCAGUUUUUUCAGGUUCUCAAAGGAUAAUAACUGUUUUUCAAGUGUUGUACAAUUUUAAUGUAGAAGUUUGUGCAAUCUUUAGAGUGAAAAGGAUAAAUAAAAUCCUUUCUCAACAUCCUGGCAGGACUUAAAAUCUGACAUCCCGUGAGCAGAGCUUUGAGGACAUUUUGCUGGAAUCCGAUGUUGUUGUUCUUAUCAAUUUUAGAUUUGACGUUCGUCUUAUGAAGGAAGGUCGGAUGAAGGGUCAAGCGUUCAUAACUUUACCAAGUGAAGAAAAAGCUAAGAGAGCUCUGAGAGACGCUCAUGGCUACAUUCUACAUGGAAAACCUAUGGUUAUCGUAUCCUUGAAUGUUGGAUAUUUAUAAAUGAUCUAAAGAAUUUUCAUAAUUACUUGCUCAGAGUACAUUAUAAUGAGAUGUGUAAAGCGGAAAAACAACAGACGGGAACAAGUCAAACUCGGAGCAAACGCAUCUAGUUGGCGAGAAGCGCGGGAAAGUGUGUUUAGCAGCGGCACGUGCUUCUGCUUGGUGAAUUUUGCGGUAUUUUUCAGUCAAUCACACGGUGUAAUAAUUCAAAACUUUUAGGUGUAAUUCGCAGUUUGCAUAUCUCCCAUAAUAGACCUUGUUUGCCCCCCCCCCACCCCCCCCCCCCCCGAAAAAAAAUCGUAAGCAUUUUCUUCAAAAAGAACGAUUGUGUAAACCGAGGACGGGAAACCUGUGGUAGCUACACAAGUCUGGUUUUGUUGUGACUUCCCAUUGAGAAAAUAAGUGUCAUGUCGCAAGGUUGGGAUAUGGAAAAAGAUUAUUCUUCAAGGGGAUUCGAACCCCUGACCUCAGGGGUACCGGUCGGUUUCCCUAGCCACUGAAACGCGGAGAUAAUCAUCGUCACCAUUCGGGGACACCUCCCAUACCAGGCCUUUGCAUUCUUCGAGAUAGUUCCAAGCGCACCAGUCACGAUGGGUAUUAUUGUCACUCUCGUGUCUCUGUGGAUUCUUUUAAUUUCGAGAGCUAUUGUAGGUCUUGAUACGUUUCCACCUUUUCCUCCUCAGUAGUAAGGAUAUCACAGCAAUGUGAUAGUAAGGAUAUUUUGGGCCGCUGGCACAGCAAUGUUGAUUAUUGUCAAUUUAUCGAUUAUUGUUAUUAUUAUUGCAUUCCUUAACUUUUAUUCCCAGCAAUUCGCACGAUCAGCCAAGGCAAAAGAUUAGACAUUCACCGACAGAUAAUAAGAAUUCACCUGAAGAUCAAAGUCAAGCUGAGUUUAGCUGAACUCACUGCACAAGAGGCGUUUUUUCUUGUCAGUGUACCUUGUGAAUUAUCCUACCCUGAUAAAAUAAACAUUUCUUUGCGUAGGGAUAAAAUAAACACUUGCGCCCAGAGGCUUCCUCCGCUCCCGACGACGGACAUAGAGGAAAUUGCGGUUAUCACAAAGCGGCUGUUUGAUAAAUAUUGGUGUUCUUUUUAAUAUGUAGAAAAUAUCGAAACGUUUUCCAUACAAGAGGAAUUCAUAUGUUGCCCCCUCUGAAAUUUUUGGGGGAAGCGGAGGAAAACGUUUCACGCGAAACCUCGCACAUCGCAUUAUUUCCAUUGGUCUGGCUGGCACCAGUACUUGACAACACUGUACAAACUGUUGGGAACAGUUUCCGAAGAAGCUCUUUUUUCCAUCGGAAACUUAAGUUUCAAGAGACGAUGAUUUUGUAAGAGGCCGUUAAGAUUUGUACCGGCUGGAAAUAAGUGAGGAAUCAGCGUCGUUUUCUACAAACGAUCGACUUGGAAAUUAAAAAACAUUUUAUGAAACUUUCUUUUGCGUGAAUUAUGUCCAUUUUCACUUAACCAUUGAAACAGUAUCUAACAAGUUAG